Vespula vulgaris is the source of this 6519-nucleotide messenger RNA. It is a transcript of the gene E75, whose product is annotated as nuclear hormone receptor E75-like. The transcript has 5 exons. NCBI's taxonomy places the organism in Eukaryota, Metazoa, Arthropoda, Insecta, Hymenoptera, Vespidae. Gene Ontology annotation, biological process: positive regulation of transcription by RNA polymerase II; hormone-mediated signaling pathway; cell differentiation. The coding region runs from base 1096 to 4110 and encodes 1004 amino acids. Gene Ontology annotation, molecular function: RNA polymerase II cis-regulatory region sequence-specific DNA binding; zinc ion binding; nuclear receptor activity. The record is from RefSeq and is a predicted model, not a curated record.
GGCGGUUGGUCGGUUUCGCGCGAAACUGCCCGAUUAGUUCGAAGUGCCGCCGCGAGAGUUUCCGCGGCAGGUGGCACGCGCCAGCAGCAGCAGCAGCAGCAGCAGCAGCAGCGUCAGCGUCAGCGUCAGCGGCGGCGGCGGCAGCGGCAGCGGCAGCGGCGGCGGUGGCGGGUGGUAAAGACAUUGACCGUGACAUUCGCGUCGGGAGCAGGCCGCACGUAGUACGUAUGAGAACGCGAGAGACGAGUGAGUUGCGAGACAAGACGAUAAGCACCAACAGCAACAGAAGCAUCGGUAAUACCAUCACCAGCAGCAGCAAUAGCAGCAAUAGCAGCAGUAACAACAGCAACGGCAGUAACCCAUCGUCUGUUACGACGAAAGAUCGUAAGAUAGAUGGAUAGAUAGAUGGAUAGAUAGAUAGAUAGGGAAAAACGAAGAGAGGACCAACGUAUCUCGAUUCUCGAUCGUUCGUAGUGUAUAUCGUGACGCCGUAGAUCCUCGCGCAUAUGAUACAUUCUCGCGUAAAGGAGCUUUCGAUACAGCUCGCGAUACAGUGUUGAAUAAAAUAGUGCGAUACGUAUAUAUAUAUAUAUACAUAUAUACAUGUGUGUAUAUGUGUAUAUAUAUAUAUUAAUAAUGAGAUAAUAAUUUCGAGAGUGAUCAGUGACUACAUAUAAGUUUUGUUUCUUCUCGAUGUGAGGAAUUAUUUUCGGUGAUUAUAAUCGACGGCUAUUUAUUUCGUGUUUCUACGGGGAGUGCUAAAGGAAAGAGAUAGAAGAAGAAGAAGAAGAAGAAAAAGACAAAAAGAAAGAAAGAAAGAAGAAGAAGAAGAAGAAGAAGAAGAGGAAGAGGAAGAGGAGGAAGAAGAGGCAGAAGAAGAAGAAGAAGAACGGAGAAGAGAAGGAAAGGGAGAAUAUUCAUUGGGACCCGCGUGGCGCGGGGUGAAAAUAUUCGAAGGUGGCUCACGCGGCGAGGGACAGGGCCGCCGAACUGCAGGCGGAAGUGAGGAGCGCCAUCAGGGUGCUGCAUGGCUGGUGUCCGAGGCCGCCGGGCCAGGGCCACGCCGGCGGCAUCGCGCGUUCCGACACGGUCCUGAUGUCGCCACAGACCCAAAUGCGACCACCCAGAUCAGCACCUGUUAACAAUACCGUCACUGCUAGCAACAACAACAACAGUACCAGCAGCAGCAGCAGCAGCAGUGGUACCAGUAACAGCGGUACCAGCAGUAUCAGCAGCAAUAGUAACAGUGGUAGCAGUAGUAACAAUAACAACAACAAUAACAACAGCAAUAACAACAACAAUCAUCACCAUCAUCACCAUCACCAUCAUCAUCAUCAUCAUCCUAGCAACAACGUUAACAAUAAUAACGGGGGACCACCUCCGCCUCCACCACCUCCGCCACCUCCAUCCGGAACCGUCGUGGUCAGUUCUACUUCCAGCAUGAGACCACCUCCUCCUCCUCCACCUCCACCACCUCCUUCAAGAGCCAGGUCCUCCGAUCCCAAGGGACACCACGAGGAACCUACCAGCUCGAUACCCGAUCUCGAAUUCGAUGGAACCACAGUACUCUGUCGUGUUUGUGGUGACAAGGCCUCUGGUUUUCAUUAUGGCGUUCAUUCCUGCGAGGGAUGCAAAGGCUUCUUUCGCCGUAGCAUCCAGCAGAAGAUACAGUAUCGGCCCUGCACCAAGAAUCAACAGUGCAGCAUCCUGAGGAUCAACAGGAAUCGCUGCCAGUACUGUCGUCUCAAGAAGUGCAUCGCAGUCGGCAUGAGUCGCGAUGCGGUGCGAUUCGGCCGCGUGCCCAAGCGCGAGAAGGCCAGGAUUUUGGCUGCCAUGCAGCAGAGCUCCCACAGUCGCUCUCAGGAGAAGGCAGUAGCGGCCGAGCUGGAGGACGAGCAGCGUUUACUCGCGACCGUCGUCCGAGCUCACCUCGACACAUGCGACUUCACCAGGGACAAGGUCGCGCCCGUUCUCGCGAGAGCUCGAGAGACACCGAACUACACGGCCUGUCCACCGACCUUGGCAUGCCCGCUGAAUCCGAAUCCGCAACCAUUGACCGGCCAGCAAGAACUGCUACAGGAUUUCUCCAAGAGGUUCUCGCCGGCGAUCCGUGGCGUGGUAGAGUUCGCCAAGCGCAUACCUGGAUUCAGCCUGCUGGCUCAGGACGACCAGGUCACCCUUUUGAAGGCCGGCGUCUUCGAGGUCUUGCUCGUUAGGCUGGCCUGCAUGUUCGACGCUCAAACGAACAGCAUGAUAUGCUUGAACGGGCAGGUGCUGAAGCGCGAAUCCAUCCACAACAGCAGCAACGCGAGAUUCCUCAUGGACUCGAUGUUCGACUUCGCCGAAAGGGUCAACUCCCUGCGGCUGUCGGACGCCGAGCUCGGACUCUUCUGCUCGGUGGUCGUGAUCGCCGCGGACAGACCGGGACUACGCAAUACCGAACUCGUCGAGCGUAUGCACAACAAGUUGCGCAACGCCCUGCAAACGGUCCUCGCCCAGAGCCAUCCCCAACAUCCGGAUAUCUUGAGGGAAUUGUUGAAGAAGAUACCCGAUCUGAGAACGCUCAAUACUUUGCACUCGGAGAAGCUCCUCGCGUUCAAGAUGACCGAGCAACAGCAGCAGCUCCAAGCUCAGCAGCAACAGCAGACGCAGCAACACGUGAUCGCGACGAAUCAGCAGCAGCAGCAGCAGCAGCAGCAGCAGCAGCAGCAGCAGCAACAGCAGCAGCAACAGCAGACGCAGUCGGGGCAGCAACAGCAAGCUCAGCAGCAUUGGCCGAUGGAGGAGGAACCUCCUGCUUCCUGGGGCUCGGCCUCGGACGUCACGCUCGACGAGGCCGUCAAGAGUCCGCUCGGUAGCGUCUCCAGUACCGAGAGCACGUGCAGCGGCGAGGUAGCCUCCCUGACCGAGUACCAUCACGUCGCGGCGACCCCGAGCGGACACCACGCGUCGAGCGCGCCGCUUCUCGCCGCUACGUUGGCCGGUGGUCUCUGUCCGCAUCGUAGACGCGCCAAUUCCGGCAGCACGAGCUCCGGCGAGGACGAGCUCCAUCGCGGAAGCUUGAGCAAGACCCCUCAGCCGCCUCACUGUCCGCGUUUCCGCAAGUUGGACUCGCCGAGCGACAGCGGCAUAGAAUCGGGCACCGAGAAGGCCGACAAGCCGGCGAGUAGCAGCGCCAGCAGCGCACCCACCUCGGUUUGCUCGAGUCCGCGCUCGGAGGACAAGGAGGUCGAGGAUAUGCCGGUACUGAAGCGCGUCCUUCAAGCGCCACCGCUCUACGACACCAACUCGCUGAUGGACGAGGCUUACAAGCCGCACAAGAAGUUCCGUGCGCUUCGCCAAAAGGACAGCGCCGAGGCGGAGCCAGCGGUGGUCGUCCAACACGCCCAAUCUCAGUUACAUCUCCACCUGACCUCCCCGCCGGCGCGAAGUCCGUCGAAUCCGACGACUCAAGCUACCUGCCCGCAAACCGCGAGCCUCCUUAGCAGCACUCACUCGACUCUAGCGAGAAGUUUGAUGGAGGGACCUAGGAUGACGGCGGAGCAGUUGAAGCGUACCGACAUUAUCCACAACUACAUAAUGCGAGGGGAGGCGAGCCCGAGGUCACCCCCGGCCGUCUCGCCAUCGCCAGCGGAGCAAUGCGCCUCGACGACCACCGUCACCACGCGCUCUUCUCAAGGAUCUCAGGGUCUGCUGCAAUGCGCCACCUCCAGCUACUCCAGCACCUCCUCCUCCAGGUGGCCGGCCACCUCGGUCAUCACCACGACCACCGGUGCACGACAGCAGCAGCAGCAGCAGCAACAGCAACAACAACAACAACAACAUCAACACCAUCAACAGCAGUCUUCCUCGGAUUACCUCGUAGUCGGGAACUCACCCGCCUCCUCGCCAAGAUACCUCUCGGCCGCGGCAUCGAGUAGUACGAGCACGAGUCCGAGGCCGACCUCGAGCACGGCCACUCUCGUCCUCUCCGGUUGUCCCACCAACAUGAUGGAGCUCCAAGUCGACAUCGCCGACAGUCAGCAACCUCUGAACCUCUCGAAGAAGUCACCGUCCCCGUCGCCGAGGCCGCUCGUCGGCCCCUGCAAGGCUCUCUCCCUCGAAGCGUAGUGCUCUUGCCGCGAGACGGAGAUCUCUUUCGUGACUCGAAGAAUCAUGUGUGUGCGUGUGUACUCUAUUGCUACUAUUACUACACUACUACUACUAUUACUACUACUACACUACUACUACUACUAUAACUACUACUACUACUACUACUACCCACCUUGCGCAAAGAGUGUCGUUACGUACAUGUAUAUGUAUUUUACCGUCCGUGCGACGGCACACCGAGGAGGAUCGAGCGUCCCGAGAGGAUCGGAAGCAGGACGAGGAGGAGGAGGAAGAGGAGAAGGAGGAGGAGGAGCAGGAAAAGGUGGGGACAAAGAGGAGCAGGAGGAGGAGGAGCAGCAGCAGGAGGACGAGGAGCAGCAGGAGCAGGAGGAGGAUGACAAAGUGCCAGGACACUCCGAGCGCGUGACAAACCAAAUAAUUUAUUAAUUUAAACUAUUUUAUCGAUAAUCCGCGCGAAAGAGGACGCGGUGAGAAGUAAAAGGAGGACAAAGAUACGACACGAGAGGACCACAUCUCCCUGACGUAAGGACUAUGGAGGAGCGUAUGGAAGAGGAGGACAAGGAGGAGGAUGGAACGUUUCAGUGUCGAUGAGUUUCUUUCGUUUCUUUUCUUCUUUCCGAGAGUGCGUAUACGUGCUGCAUCCGAGGAAACGCGCGAAACUCGAUCGAGAGGACGUUCACGCGCGCGCACGCAAACUCGAUCGACGUUUUAACCGCGCGUGUUCCAAAGUUUGCGCGGUGCCGGAUAUAUAACAGAGAGUUUGAGAGGGACGAACUAACGAAAGGAACGAGAAAAAGAUAAAGCAGGAAGAAAGCAAAAGAAAAAGGAAAAAAAAAGAAGAAGAAGAAAUAAAGAACCACCUAUCGUUAUCUCGCUAUCAACCUAUCUCGACCUAUCUGUUUCUAGGCGAACUAGAGGAUAGACCGUGCUGCACCCCGUAAAGAAAAAAGAAUUGAAUGUUUACAGAAGAUAAAAGCAAAAAGAAAAAAAAAUUAAUAAUCUAUUACAUGUGAUAAUCAUGGAAAUCGCGCAUCCUGUACAGUCUCCACCUCAUUCAUUGAUCAUCUACUCUACUAUAAUUAUUGAAUAUUAUUAAAAGUAAUUAAUUAUUAUUGUAAUAUCUCUGUAAGGUAUAAUAAUCGUAAAAGUUAUCAUCUCGUGUACGUGUGAAGUAUAUAGAUAAAGGGUGAAUCAUAGAAUGAGAGAAGUAAUAGUGUUUUUUUUGUGUGCGUCUGCAUGAGCGAGAGAGAGAGAAUGUGAGAGAGAGAGAAAGAGAAAACGCGUGCUUGUGGAAGCGAGUCGGGGCAAUCGAAGUUUCUUCUGACCGAGAGAGAGAGAGGGAGAGAGAGAGAGAGAGAGAGAGAAAGAAAGCGAGAAAGCUAGAAGAAAGAUAUAGACAUAGAAAUAGCGGCGAUCUUUCGAGUAAUCGAGAGGGAGAACGCUAGAUUCGAUUAAAACAUUUAAGAUGAUUUUGUUAUGAGACUGACCGGCCCGCCGCGGCCUCCAGUUUGCAAUUACCGUACCUUUAUACCGCGCGUCGCUUAUCCCACGUACGAACGGGACAAUCGACGCGACGUUAAUUAUAAUCCUCUAAUCGCGUCGUGUAGCGAGAUACAAUAGAUAUCGUAGGUGCCGCUUUCGAACGCGGCGAAUACACAAUAUUACGUGUUUCGUGUGGCUGCAUUGAAAGAGAAGAGAGUGCAAGGGUGGUUACGUAUAUACGUACGUACGUGUGUUGCGCGUGUGGCGAGGAAAGAGAGAGAGAGAGAGAGAGAGAGAGAUCGAGCGCAGAGAGGAAAAGACAAGGACGACGAGAUGAUUGUAGAAGAAGUAGAUCGAAGGAGAAAGAUAUUUUUUUUGCGUAGGAUCGAAAUACGAUCAUUGAAAAAUAAAAGGGAUAAGAAAUUCAAAGAAGAGAGUGAUAGGGAUGAACGGACGGACGGACAGUGAGAGAGAGUGAGAGAGAGAGAGCGAGCUCCGAGAUAGUAUCGGUAAACGUUUUGUAAAUAGUAGAAUCGUAAGGCUGAGUCCUAGUUGGCGCGAAUGAGCAAAGUUUUUCGUUGCUUUACGGAUAAUGCGUGAAAGAGGAUAAAAUGAUAGAGAUAGACGCGGCGGGCCGCCGCCGACGUGUUGUUGAGACGCCCGCCCCGCCCCCUUGACCCCCGGCAUAUUCAAGAGCGAACAUACGGAACAGACACGCAGACACACAGGGAGAUCAUACACCAUGUACCACACGGAUAUACCAUAGAAACAUACCGUAAUACCGCAAAACUCAAACAAACACACACAAACACAAAACACAAACAUGCGCGCACGCACGCUCGAGAAUACAAUAAUUCAAUACACGCUGAAUCACGUGCUAGAAAAGACAUUAAGAAAGAGAGAGAGAGAGAGAGAGAGAGAGAGAGA